AAAACAAACAAAACAAAAGCCCAGAUUCCUCUCCAAACAUGCCAUGCCCAUUUCCCCUCCAAUCUCUCUCAUCUCCUCUCUCUCUCUCUCUCUCUUGUUUCUCUCUCUCUUUCUCUCUCUCACUAGACCCAUCUCUAGAAAGAUAAAGGAGCUAUGAAAGAAAGCUCUAAAAAAAGGCCAUGAGAGACCUUAAAGAUUGACCUGAGAUUUGCACAGGAAAUUUGCAACAACAACAACACAACGAGAUAUAUCACCUUGAUAUAUAUAUCUGUUGCAAUUGCAAGAAAAAUUCUUUUCUCCCCUUGCAAUUAUUCUGUGCUCAUCUCAAUCAAGCUAGCAUGCUGAGUAGUGGAGGGGAGUUGAAGAGCUCCUCCUUGGUGCAGCAGAUGGUGUGGGUUGGCACGGGCAACAGCAGCAGCAGCAGCAUCAUGGGCAGCUUGAGGCAGCUGCCUUGUUCUGAGGAGCAAGAUGCAGCUUCGUCUCCAGCCUCCAUGCUCUUCCUCCCCCAGCAGCUGCUGCUUCAUGCAUCUUCUAAUUCAUCGCCAUGUCUGAACAUUCCUGAGGUGAAUCUCAGCACUGGUCUUCAUCCUCUUGGGAGCUUCCAUGGCGAUGUGCAGCAGCAGGAGAUCAUCAGCGGCAUGCCAGAUCAGUCAUGGAGACAACUGCUUCUCAGUGGUGGAUUAGUUGGAGAUCACGAGAAAUACAGUGUGGCCACAGCUCUCCUGUCCAAAGGGCUAGAUGAUGAGGCCUCUAUGCCUCACGAGGCAUCAGCUGCUGCUUAUGAUUUCUAUGGACAUGGCGGCGGCGCCGGCGAUGGGAUCCUGCAGGCAUCGCCGGAGGCCAGCAGCUGCAAGUCGCAGCUGAGCCAGAUGCUCCUGCAGGCGGCGGCAUCCUCUCCUAGGUCAUGCGUCACCACCAGCGGCCUCGGCAGCAGCAUGAUGGAUUUCUCCAACACCGCGGCGGUGGCGCCGGCGGCGGAGCCGGAGUUGACGAGGAAACACCAUGCAGGCCAGUCAGAUAACUCGUCGGAGUGUAACAGCACAGAGACAGGUUCAGCUCUUAAGAAGGCUAGGGUUCAAGCCUCUUCUUCAGCGCAAUCUACCCUAAAGGUCUUGUGUAUGUGGUCACGUUUACAUUUAGAAAGUGUCAGGAAGGAGAGGCUUGGGGACAGAAUAACAGCUCUUCACCAGAUAGUUUCCCCAUUUGGCAAGACUGACACUGCAUCCGUACUGCAAGAGACCAUUGGUUACAUUAGAUUCCUCCUGGGUCAAAUUGAGGCUCUCAGCUACCCAUACUUGGGGCAAUGCUGCUCUGCGAACCCCAUGCAACAGCAAACUGUCAAGCCUCAAGCGCAACCAAUCCAUACAUGGCGUUGGCCUGUAUGUAUGUCCGCCGCCGCGCAUGAUGCAACCGGAGCACGAAGCUGUGCUUGCGCCGAAGCCGCUCAUCGUCCUGGCCACAGCGUGCGCCUGUAGCUACGCGCCUCCUGCCGGAGUCGCUGGUCCUCCCUGGCCGCCGAAGCCGUGCAGCCGCUCGUCGUCCAUGGCCGCCGCCGUGCAGAUUUUCGCCUCUCGCCGGAGCAACUGGUCCUCCCUGGCCGGGUGGUCGCUGAAGCCGUGCAGCCGCUCGUCGUUCUAGGCCGUCGCGUGCGCCGAAGCCGUGCAGUUGCGGGCCUCCCAUCGGUGCUGCUCAUCGUCGCUCGCCGCUGCCCGAGCUCCUGCCGCCACUUGCCGCCGAGCUCCUCCCACGCGCCGCCGCGCGCUCGCCCGUGCUUCUCCAGCGCACAGGCGCACAGCAACGCCUGACUAUCCACGACUAAAAACGAGAUGCAGGGCUUAGAUGUGUAGAGCAGGGGCAAUAUGGUCAUAUACCUUCAUAUUCUAGCAAAAAAUUAAAAAGGAAAAACAAUAUCUAACAGUAGGUACACGGUUGUGGUAUAAAAGCUAACGGAGCAAAAUUUGGGUGGUAUUAAAGUGCACCGGCAACUUUCAGUGGUACAAAGCAAAAUUGGAGAACUUUCGAUGGCGUGGAACCAAUUUUCCCUAGAAAUAAUUGAAGUUUCGACUUUGGCUUGUUGUAGACAUACGAUAGGUUAAUUAGCAUGUAUAUAUGGAGAAGCUUUUGCAAAGGAGGUAUGCAUGGUAUAUAUGAGUAGCAAAAGUAAAUAAAGCUUUCUGGUGUCCUCUACAAGAACUAUACAUACACGUUAACACGUACCAUUUGUUUUCACUCUUUUUGAAAGGAAUCCCUUUGUGACUCAAAAGAAAAAGAAAGGAUAUAAGCAGUACUAGUAUAUGAUAAUUAUACAGUAUAUACAAUUAUCUAUGAGAGAGGAGAAAUUACAUGCAAUAUAUAGCUAGGAGGAUAUAUAUCAAUAUUACAAUAUAUGUACUCAUCAGUACUACCCAAGAAACAGAAGGAAUAAUUAGUGUGUUUUGGCUGUGUUUAGUUCAGCGCAAAGUUUAGAUUUUAGUUAAAAUUAGAGAUGAUGUGACUGAAAAGUUAUGUGUGUAUGACAGGUUGAUGUGAUGGAAAAGGACUGAAGUUUGGAUCCAAACUUUGGAUCUAAACACAGCCUUUGUCGAAACCUGAAAGGAAUACACGUACUAGCUAGCUAGCACGAUGCCCAUGUAUGCUUUUAUAUAUUCUCACAAAUAACACUACAACAAAAACCUGGUAUAGAGGAACUUUUGUAGAGGCGUUUUGCAAAUUGCUUCUAAGAUCAGAAGUUUUAUAGUGUAGAGACACUUUAUAAAGGCACUUUACAAAUUGUCUAGAAAACUUUUACUCUAGAGACAUUUUUAGCUCAGUUUGUUAGAUUUUAUCUUGUAGAGGCAUUUUUUCGGCACUAUAAAAUGCGUCUAAUAUGUAAAGGCAUUUUGUUGAGACAUUUUAAACUAUAUAGAGACACUUUUUAGAAUGAUAAUGUGUACUAAAGGACUAAAUAUAAGUAACUAAAGGAACUAACAUAAAAGUAAUGAUAUGGAGUCUAGUUGGUUAGUGCAUUUAAGAUAAAAAUGAUUUAACCGAGAGAUCGUGAGUUCAAGGCUUGACAAAAGAAAGAAAACUAUUUUAUUCUCAUUUUUGGAUUGGUUUUAUAUGUUUGUGGUACAAUUUAAUGUCUCUAGAAAAUGCCUCUACCAUCUUAUAGACACUUUAUAAAAUGUCCCUUCGUUUACAGAGACAAUUCACCAUAAGACACUUAUUAGACAUUUUUUAAAAUGCCUCUACAUUGUUGUAAAGGCAUUUGAAAAGUGCCUCUACAGUACUAGAAAAAUGUCUCUACAAAGUAUUUUUCUUGUAGUGUAAUAAUCUAAUAUAUGCACCUUUUUUACUCAUUACACAUAUUGGACAAUUAUAUUGAUCGAUCUACUGUACACAAUACACAUAACACGCACACAUAUGCUAGCGGUCUUCCAAAUGCGUGCUUUAAUUUUUAGAAACAUACCACAGAAAUACAUAAAAUAUAUUCAUCAUUAAUUUAAUUCCGCGUAAAAGCAAACAAUAACUGAGUAUGCCGACGGUGGUCCAGAUCCCUACACGUACGGGAAUGGUUUUUAUAUUGUGUGUAAGGCCUAUAAGAUUUAAUAUAAUGUACUGUAUAUGUGUUAGUCCCCAUUUAAUUUCACAAUGUUUUCUGUAGAAUCUAAUAACCAUUAGCUAGCCCUUUAUCUCGUGUGAGGUACUAAAAUUAAUCUACAUACACAUUAGGUCAUAUACUCUCUCCGUUUCACAAUGUAAGUCAUUCUAGUAUUUCCCACAUUCAUAUUAACAUUAAUGAAUCUAGACAUAUAUAAAUGUUUUGAUUCAUUAACAUCAAUAUAUGAAUGUGGGAAAUGCUAAAAUAACUUAUAUUGUGAAACGAAGGAAGUAACAGUUAACAGGAAAUCUCGCCAGUUAAUUCACUCUCAUAAAUUAACAACUCUUUUCCGUUAACUUUGUACUGGUACCAUAAAUUAUUUACAGAGCCUGCAAUCAGUAUACUGAACUUGAAAUUAUAACUAGGUAGGGACAGGUUCCAGGUAUGGACCGUGAUAUGGAGGGGCUAACUACACACAUAUAUAUAUAUCUCCAUCGAUCUAGCUCUAGCUAGGUAGCACAUGUGAUUCAAUGAUAUAUGCACGUCGGGUAGCUCUAGAUGAUUAAUUUCAGCUGAAGCUUUUUGCACGCCUGUACGUUCUGUCUCUCUCUCUCCAUGCUUCAGCUGAUCAAUUUCGAUCUCAUUGC
Messenger RNA from Oryza sativa Japonica Group (Japanese rice), 4227 nucleotides. Its product is annotated as transcription factor bHLH68. NCBI's taxonomy places the organism in Eukaryota, Viridiplantae, Streptophyta, Magnoliopsida, Poales, Poaceae. The record is from RefSeq and is a predicted model, not a curated record. Gene Ontology annotation, biological process: regulation of transcription by RNA polymerase II. Gene Ontology annotation, molecular function: RNA polymerase II cis-regulatory region sequence-specific DNA binding; DNA-binding transcription factor activity, RNA polymerase II-specific; protein dimerization activity. Gene Ontology annotation, cellular component: nucleus.